Messenger RNA from Physella acuta, 1375 nucleotides. Its product is annotated as carbohydrate deacetylase. Gene Ontology annotation, molecular function: deacetylase activity. The record is from RefSeq and is a predicted model, not a curated record. NCBI's taxonomy places the organism in Eukaryota, Metazoa, Mollusca, Gastropoda, Physidae. Gene Ontology annotation, biological process: carbohydrate metabolic process.
AUCAGACCUCUAAUGAACACAGCUUUUUUUUUUAGUAUCACUUGACAAAGACAAAUAAAUAGAUUAUUUCAGGAUGUUAAGAUUAGUCAACUAAUUAGAGACAAUUUUAUACAAUCCUAAACUUGCUUGCUCAGUUUAAUCUUGAAGGACUCCUUUAGCAACCAUGAAGCGCUACCUAAUCAUCACAGCUGAUGACUUUGGCUUCAGCAAAGAGAGGAAUGCAGGUGUAGUGCAAGCUUUUAACCAUGGCGCUGUGAAAAGUGCUUCUCUUCUACUCAACUGUACUGGGACUGAAGAAGGAGCUAAAAUAUUUCAAUCCAGUUCAAUCUGUCAUGGUCUACACUUAAACCUCACAGAGGGGUCACCAGUGGGGGUCGGGAAAUAUGAAACAUUGAUUACAUCAACUGGGUGUUUUAAGGGCAAAUUUGAGCUGAGAAAACAACUUGAGUCUGACCAGAUAAACCUUUCUGAGAUUAGACAAGAGAUUGACAGCCAAAUUGACAGAUACAUAGAACUAGUGGGCUCAGCUCCAGUGUAUGUAGAUGGACAUCAACACAUCCACCUUCAUCCAAAGGUUGUGGAUAUAUUUUGUGAUGCUUUGAAACGGCACAACAUUCAAGUGACAAGAUUUCCGAAUGAGGUCAACAUGGAAUCUAAGAGUUGGGUGAACCCUGAAUAUAUGCCAUUUUUUAGUGUGUUGAUUGAGCAGAUUACAAAUGUUAGAGUUGUUUUAGACAAUUAUGGAAUCAGAACAACAGACUGUUUUGCUGGCUUAUCAACCAUGGGCAAGGACAUGACAGUGGAAAGAUUGCAAAAAGUUAUAUUAGAAGCCUUUCAGGAAGCUGAAAAAAGAACUUUGUUGUCUCCACAAGAUAAAGAGUUCACAUCCUGUGAGCUGAUGACUCACCCUGGGCAUCCAACAGACCCAAAUUUUGGUGGUUUCUCAUGGGGAUCUGAUGAAUUUGGUUUGUCUAGUGACCGAGUUUAUGAAAUCAAAAUUCUGAGUAGUCCAGAAAUGAAGGAAUUCUACAAGGCUAAUAACAUUGAAUUAGUGUCGCACAAUGUUUUGUGUAGCUAAUUUUUUUUAGUGUGCCAGUGCAGUAAUUAACACUGCAGAUGUUUUUAUCACAGCACUUUACUUCUGUUGUUUUAUAUACAAAUGUUUAUGUGUUCAUAUUUUAUGUAAAAACAUACAAUUGUUACUGAUGAAAUUUUCAGAAAAGACUAACUUGUAAAAAGGUCAUUUAACAAAUUAUUGAGCAAAUAAAACCCCUAUUGGAUUAAAAAUUUAAAUGUUAUAUUUGUUUGUACUAUCUAUCAUGACUAAUGAAUUAUCAUAGCUUACUUCAAUCAUAUAUUUAUUUCUUUUACAAUG